Neogale vison (American mink) is the source of this 1966-nucleotide messenger RNA. It is a transcript of the gene RNF215, whose product is annotated as ring finger protein 215. Bases 58 to 1191 code for a protein of 377 amino acids. The record is from RefSeq and is a predicted model, not a curated record. Gene Ontology annotation, molecular function: ubiquitin protein ligase activity. The transcript is spliced from 9 exons. NCBI's taxonomy places the organism in Eukaryota, Metazoa, Chordata, Mammalia, Carnivora, Mustelidae. Gene Ontology annotation, biological process: ubiquitin-dependent protein catabolic process.
UCCCCCGAGCGCCAGGACCCCUGGCACCCGUGUCUCCUCUACUCGCCAGGUCCAGCCAUGGGCCCCGCUGCUCGCCCUCCGCUGAGGUCGCCCCCGCCGCCUCCUCCGCCGCCGCCGUCGCCACUGCUGCUGCUGCUGCCCCUGCUGCCGCUCUGGCUGGGCCUGGCGGGACCCGGGGCCGCGGCGGACUGCGGCGAGCCUGAGGCCGGGGCGGGGCGGGGCGGGGCCCGCGCCGUACGAGUGGACGUGAGGCUGCCGCGGCAGGACGCGCUGGUCCUGGAGGGCGUCAGGAUUGGCCCCGAGGUCGACCCCGCACCCGCGCUGGGCGGCCGCCUGCUGCUGAUGGACAUCGUGGAUGCUGAGCAGGAGGUACCCGUAGAAGGCUGGAUUGCAGUGGCAUACGUGGGCAAGGAGCAGGCAGCCCAGUUGCACCAGGAGAGUCAGGGCAGCGGUCCCCAGGCCUAUCCCAAGGCCCUGGUCCAGCAGAUGCGGAGGGCACUCUUCCUGGGAGCCUCUGCCCUGCUCCUCCUCAUCUUGAACCACAACGUGGUCCGAGAGCUAGAUAUAUCGCAGCUUCUGCUCAGGCCAGUGAUUGUCCUCCAUUAUUCUUCCAAUGUCACCAAGCUGUUGGAGGCACUGCUGCAGAGGACUCAGGCCACAGCCGAGAUCACUAGUGGAGAGUCACUGUCAGCCAACAUCGAGUGGAAGCUGACCCUGUGGACUACCUGUGGCCUCUCCAAGGAUGGCUACGGAGGAUGGCAGGACUUGGUGUGCCUGGGAGGCAGUCGGGCCCAGGAGCAGAAGCCCCUGCAGCAGCUGUGGAACGCCAUCCUGCUGGUGGCCAUGCUCCUGUGCACAGGCCUCGUGGUCCAGGCCCAGCGGCAGGCGGCCAGGCAAAGCCAGCAGGAACCUGGAGGCCAGGUGGAUCUGCUCAAGCUCCGCGUGCUGCGGAGACUGGCAUCCCUGAAGACCCGGCGCUGCCGUCUGGGCCGCGCAGUCCAGGGCCCCCCAGAACCAGGUGCUGAGACCUGUGCCGUGUGUUUGGACUACUUCUGCAAUAAGCAGUGGCUCCGGGUGCUGCCCUGCAAGCAUGAGUUUCACCGAGACUGCGUGGACCCCUGGCUGAUGCUCCAGCAGACUUGCCCGCUGUGCAAAUUCAAUGUCCUGGGAAACCGCUACUCAGAUGAUUAGCUGCCCAAGCUGGGUGUCUGCAUGUGGGCAAAGGACCCUCCCACCUGCACCCUGGCCCUAGGCCUGGGCUCCCGGAACAGAACAGCGGGAUGGACAGGAAGCCGGUGGGAGGAAGGACAGGGGCCUCCCCUGCUGAGGGGCCAGGCACCCCAUCGUAUUCAUUUUGGGAAGGAGGGACCACACUCCCCAGUCUGAGGAUGCAGGAUCUGGACCUGCCAACUCAAGAGAAGCCACCUUGGGGCCCUUCUUCUACCAUCCUGGAAUGUCUGUGUCUGCCCUCCUCGCAGGCAGCUCCUGGGACCCUGGCCUGGGGGAAGAAGCGGGUGGGGCAGCGCAGCUGGUCCCAGGGCUUUGGUGCCUCUCUGACCUGCCUGUCAGGGCAUCCCUGGGGACUGAGGCUGUGGUGGCUGGUUGAGUUGUGUGCUUAUUUAUUGGGCGCUGGGUUGUGAGAGGAGCUAUCUGGCCUUGGGGGCAUCCCAGCCGGUCUUUCAGGACACAUCUUGGUCAAGGCUAUGAUGUUCAACUGAUAACGCCCUCAGCCCUUGGACACAAGGUGCUGCCUGUCCAGCUGGACUCCCUCCCCAGGCCUGGCUGGGACCAGAGGCCUCAGAAGCCAUCCAGUCCUGUGCUGCUUGGCCAGGCUACGGGUUGCUGACCAGGGUACUUGAAGCUGCAGGAUAAACGUGGUGCAUCUUUUAGGGGCAGCUGGGUUUUUUAAGACUUGGGGUAGGGGAGGUUUAAUACUGAAGUAAACAUGGAUAUAUUUUAACAUAAA